CAGCAGCACUGCGGCCGCUGUGUAAUCAGGCGGCUCCAGGGCUGAGGCGCACCGAGCCACACAGCGCGCAGCUCAGUGAUAAGGCUCCUUGGAAGAAGAGCAGCGCAAACUACCCUCCAGACCUGCCACGUUAUUUCAGCUGCACUUUGAGGACGCACCACAAACUGGAUUUUAACCGAUUCCGUUUGAGAGCAAUCCUUGGAAUAAUCUCCAUUUCACGCACUUCACGCAUCUCCCUGGACGGUGGGGUUUCCUUUGUGAAUUCUGGACCCUCUCUGGCGUAGAAAUGUGCGUGAAUCUUCCCUUUGCUGAAUUUCUUUCUCUCGAGUUGCGCCUGUAGCCCGGAGCGCACACUUUUGGCGCAAGGUGCAGGUCGGAGAGAAAAAAAAAGUUGGAAGUGUCUUAUCAUUCUGCGUGCAGGAACUUUUUUUAUUUUUUUUAAAAGUCUCCCACACGUGAGGUGCCUCUGACCCGAGCUUCUCCUCCUCGUGCCUCGGACACCUCCGGCCCGGUGGACGCGAUCCACGCGUAAAGGCGCGCGCAGUGCAGAGGACAGGGAGACUCUCGCGCCUCCAUAAAUGCCCGGUCCGUCAGAGAGGCUCGAGGCUGGGCAGCAGGAUGAGCGCGUGGGUACAGCUCGUGUUGCUGGCGGCGUGUCUGCGGUUCGGAGUGGCCGAGGGGGAGCCUCUGCCUGCAGCCCUGGUGGAGCUGGUUAGAAACAGCCCCAUCUCGUCCAUAGAGGACCUCCAGCUGCUGCUGCUCUCUGACUCCGUAGAUGAGGAGGACGGGACCUCUGCAGUCAGCGGAGGUCACAGACUACCAAGGAGCCUCGACGCCCAGCCGGCCCAGCAGGCUCUGUGUAAAGUCCGCACAGAGGUGGUGGAGGUCACCAGGGCCAUGUUGGAUCGUAGCAAUGCUAACUUCAUGUUAUGGCCGCCCUGCGUCGAGGUGCAGCGCUGCUCUGGCUGCUGCAACACCAAGAGCCUGCACUGCGUCCCUGUGGUCACACACACCAGAUACCUGCAGGUGAUGAAGAUCGAAUACAUUAAUAAAAGACCCACUUACACUAAAGCGGUGGUGUCCGUGCUGGAUCAUGUGGAGUGCCGGUGUCAGCCCGCUCCUCGAGCCCCAGCGCCCAGGAAGAAAUCAUCACGCCGGCAACACAGCCACCAACAUCGGAACCAGACACUCGGCCAAGAACACGGACAGGCUAAGACUCAGUCCAAGGACGAGCUGCAUCAGUGGGAUGAGCUGAAGCAGAACCAGAGGGCCCGUCUGGAGGAGCUGCUGGAGCAGCACUGGAGCCCCAGAGGAGACACCUUCACUCAGCCUGGGGAAGGCUACAGUCUGGCUGGGGACGACACGUCUCGGUCCGCUGGAGAGGCGGUUCUCUUGGUUCCACACUGGACUCAUAACUCCAGCAGGCUCCACGGGACAGAAGAGAACCCGGAGAACGUGGAGAGGGAGCACGGUCGGGUUGCAGACGAGGAGAAGACAGUUUCCUCAGUGGAUAACGUUGGUGUCGAGGUGAAGAACACGUCGGUAGAAGGUGGGAGUAGGUCACUGCUCGACAGCACUGAGGGAAAAGUCAAUGAGGGAAACGGGAGCAGAGACAAAGGCACACAAGUCCCAUUAUUACAAGAAGACAAAUCCAAAUUUACAAAAGAUCACAGGGGAGGUGUCUCACAACCUGUUACUGAAAAUCCUCGAGUCAAACUCAGCCCGACCGAGGGAACCAAUAGCGAAAGACGUGGGAACAGAAUGCGGCCGACGAAGGAGCCAAAUCCGGAGCCUCGAGAGCUGGCGAGGCGGAGAGACAACGACACUCCAGAGGAAGAGAGGAUAUUGCAGAUUGAAGAGGCAAAACUGGAGGAGGAGAGGAAAGAGCUUCUUCUCCUCCAAAGGAGGUUGGACCAGGAGAAGGAGAUCCUGAGACAGCAGCAGAUGAGGCGAGAGGAGGAGGAGAGGCAGAGAGAAAAGGGGACAGACAGUCGACAUAACCUGAGUGGUAAACAUCAGCAUCAUCUGCAAACAACGACACAGAAACCAGAGACGACAACGUCUACGACCACACGACCGCCCUCUGCUCCAGCGGGCCCCAGACCUCCAGCUCGUCCCAACCACACGAAGAGGAGGAUGAGGAAGAAUCGCAAACGCAUCAGCAAGGCAGCUAUGAGAGCGAUGCUAAUGUAGAACUACAGUCAACCCAGGGACACAGUGUGAACUUGGUGUAUUUUGUGGAUAAUCCAGAGGUGACGCAGAGCGACUCCCUUCAUUUAAGUAUUUAUUCCUUCAUUCAGUAACCUGCUCGUCCUGUGAGGUCUCCUCCGUAACACUACUAAUGACUGACCGGUCAACCUGUAAGAACGCCUGGAUGGAGUCAGAGGAACGUGGAAUAUAAACAAAAGGUUUCUUCUUGAAGAGAACACUUUGCCUCUACGACCACAGCUGCCGGUGGCGCCCGAGGUUCGGAGGACCCGGACGACUGAAACGACACCGCUGUGGAUAAAAGUGCGUUUUCAGAACUCUCCUUGGAACCAUGUCUUGAUAUCAAAAGAGAGAAACUGCACUUAUGGAUGGACAAAGCUGAGUCUGUGCAGGAUUUGAAUGACAAAUGUUUGUUGGACGUCAAAACUCUUCAGUGUCAAGAAAGACUCCAUUGUAAAGUAAGAGACAAUCAUUCAAUGGACUGCAAUGACAAACUAAUGCUGACUGAAAUCACCAGUAUCUCCACGUGUGAUCACAUGUGUUGGGACUCAGUGUUGACCAUGUUGGGGAGAUGAAGCCGUGUGGAUUCGCCGACUAAGGCCUGAUAUCAUUUAUUAGCUCAUUAAAAAACAGUGAUGCUCUGUCUUUAACCAUAUUUAAUUAUAUUUAACUCACUGCAAACACUGGAAUUACACAGAUGUGAUUUGAGAACCAAAACACGAAGCGUCCGGUGUUUCCAAAUCUCCUCACGGGUGAAAGAAAAGAAGAUGGAGGUGCUAUAGGGACGGGAGGUGAUGGCGUCCCACCUGAGGCCUGACCCUGUGCUAGGAUUCUUAUUUAUUUGUGGAUUAAUUCUGUAGAAAUACUGCAAACAAAUUGUCGUCGAGGCUCAUUUCACGAUGUUUGGGUGUUUCCAUCAGAAACAAUGAAAAAAACCUCCCAGUACCAAGCAGUGUUGAACCUGUCGAAACAAGUGUGUGCAUGUGUUGUUGUGUACAUGUGUGUAUUGUAGCUACACUUCUGUGACGCACCUCGAUACUCACGUAGAAGCAUUUACAACAUCUGUAGUAAACUCUCUCUCCAAUAGAGAGACGUCUUUCUUUUAGGAUUUUAAGAUCAUCUUCGCCGAUAACACAUAGACUUUGUAUAAAGAUGGAGGACGUUCCCCAAAAGUGAAGCCAAACAGCCUUGAUCGCCCUCUAAUGGCCGGCUGUGGUGUAGGUUAGAAGUCCCAGCUCCUCCAUGUAAGUGGAUGAGACAUGGAGGAUCCAAAGAGUCAAACUACACAUCAAAUAGAUUUAUCUCAAAGAUGGUAUCUCAGUGCUAAUUGUCCAGUAAGUUUGGUUUAAAUUUUCGUUUUUUGAUGCUGAGGCUGAGAAUCCCUAGCAAAACUGCCCCCCCCCCCCCCCGAUCGCUGGCUCUCAGACUCGGGCUCGACAAGAUGGUGGCGUUCACGUCUGGCGUAUUUUGGCUUCAUUUCUGGAAAGUGGGAGGAGAUGGAAAUGUGUCGUCCAUCUCUAUCUAGUAAUCUUCAGUGCACUUACCUUUUAAAGUAGAAAAUAGUUUGGGAAAGCAUGAGAUUAAAUUCAGCGAGGCGGACUGGUGGGGGGGAUGUCGG
This is a messenger RNA of Pleuronectes platessa (European plaice), 3826 nucleotides long. RefSeq names its product platelet-derived growth factor beta polypeptide b (gene pdgfbb). The coding region runs from base 619 to 2193 and encodes 524 amino acids. Gene Ontology annotation, biological process: positive regulation of ERK1 and ERK2 cascade; positive regulation of MAP kinase activity; positive regulation of cell population proliferation. The record is from RefSeq and is a predicted model, not a curated record. Gene Ontology annotation, cellular component: membrane. NCBI's taxonomy places the organism in Eukaryota, Metazoa, Chordata, Actinopteri, Pleuronectiformes, Pleuronectidae. The transcript has 8 exons. Gene Ontology annotation, molecular function: growth factor activity; platelet-derived growth factor receptor binding.